AUGGCUCUGAUGGUGACGGUGGACGUGCAGGCGGUGGAGGGCCGCAGCGUGGCGCUGCCGUGCAACGUGACGCCGCCGGGCCACGACAAGGUCUACAUGGUCUUCUGGUUCCGCGACGACGCCGGCAUCCCUCUCUACAGCUUCGACGUGCGCGGGCGGCCGCUGAGCCAGGCGACGCACUGGUCGUCUCCCGAGGCGUUCGGGCCGCGCGCCUACUUCCGCACUGUGUCGGAGCCGGCGCAGCUCGUGCUGGAGGACGUGCGGCUGCGCGACGAGGGCGUCUACCGCUGCCGCGUCGACUUCCGCAACACGCCCACGCGCUCCGCCAGGUUCAACCUCACCGUCAUAGUGCUGCCCGAGGCGCCGCAGGUGCUGGACCGGCUGGGCCGCCGCCUCAACGCGACGCUGGGCCCGCUGCUCGAGGGUGACGACAUCGUGCUCACGUGCCGCGUGCUCGGCGGGAAGCCGGAGCCGUCGGUGCGCUGGCUGCUGGACGGCGAGGUGGUGGACGCCGACUGCGAGCGGCGCGUGGCGGGCGUCGUAGAGAACCGGCUGGCGUUCCGCGGCGUGGCGCGCCGCCACCUGGGCGCCGUCUUCGCCUGCCAGGCGCGCAACACGCCGCUCGUCGACCCGCGCCGCGUCGCCCUCACGCUCGACCUGCACCUGCGUCCGCUGUGGGUGCGCGUGCUGGACCGGCCGGGGCAGCUGGUGGCGGGUCGCCGCUACGCGGUGCGCUGCGAGACGGCGGGGUCGCGGCCGCCGGCGGUGCUCACCUGGUACAAGGCGUCGCGCCCGCUGCGCAGGACCAAGGAGGAGACGGCGGAGAACACGACGGUGAGCGAGCUGACGCUGGUGGCCGCCACGGACGAUGACGGCAAGGUGGUGACGUGCCGCGCAGAGAACCCCAACGUCACCGGCGCCUACCUCGAGACCAGCUUCACGCUCACCGUCGUCUAUCCACCUAUAGUGUCGCUCCUCCUGGGAUCCACACUGAACGCGGACGACAUCAAAGAGGGCGACGACGUGUACUUUGAGUGCCAAGUCAGGGCCAACCCACCGUGGCGUAGGCUCUCCUGGCUGCACAACGACGUGCCGCUGGCGCACAACCCUGCCGAGCGCGUCAUCCGCAGCAAUCAGAGCCUCGUGCUGCAGAAGGUCAGCCGCCAGAACGCCGGCCGCUACGUCUGUGUCGCCUCCAACGGGGAGGGCGAGACUCCAUCCAACGUUCUCACGCUCAGAGUCAAGUACGCGCCGAGGUGCUCCGAGGAGCGUGCAGUGGUGGUGGGCGCGUCGCGCUCAGAGACGCUGGACGUGUGGUGCCGCGUGCAGAGCGACCCGCCGGCGCGCGCCUUCCGCUGGAAGUUCAACAACUCGGGCGAGACGAUGGAGGUGGACAGCAAGCACUUCGCCAGCAACGGCAGCCUGUCGCUGCUGCGCUAUACGGUGCGCUCCGACCUCGACUACGGCACGCUGCUCUGCUGGUCCGACAACGCCGUCGGCGCGCAGGCCGCGCCCUGCGUCUUUCAGGUAGUGGCCGCAGGCCGGCCGUUCCCGGUGCGCAACUGCUCGCUGUGGAACCAGACGGCGUCCUCCGUGGAGGUGGUGUGCCAGCCGGGCUUCGACGGCGGCCUGCCGCAGCACUUCGUGCUCGAGCUGCACGCCGCCGCCGGCGCCGGCGCGCGCCUCAACCUCACCGCCAGCGACUUCCCCUCCUUCGUGCUCACCGACCUCGAGCCCGACCUGACCUUCUGGGCUGCCAUCUACGCCGUCAACGCCAAGGGCCGCAGCGUGCCAGUCCUCAUCGAGGAGAUCACCUCCAGGGACGCGGAGCGCAGGACAGGCGACGAGUCGCUGUCGGCAGCGCCAGUGAUGGGUGCCGUGCUGGGGGUGUCCCUAACGCUGCUGGCCGUGGCCCUGGGGGCUGCCGCGACGCUCAGCCGACGAUCCAGGAGGCGGCGCCAUCUGCGCGCAGCCGCCGCCGCCGCCGGCAAGGCGCUGCCCCCGCACCACACCGCCGCCCUCAUCGCCGAGGAGAAGGACCCAGACCUCAUCCCUGCCGGCUUCGCUGGCGGAGGGCUGCGAGCGUCGGGCGACCGCGUGCCGCUGUCCGCGCCGUCGCUUGGCAACGGCAGCGUGGUGUCGCCGGCUCUGGCGGGCAGCCUGGUGUCGCCGCCGGCCAGCAAGCUGCCCACGCCGCAGGGCUCCCUCACUCUGGUCUCGCCGCAGGGCCCGCUCGACGCGGCCAGCAUGCUCACUCCGCUGGGCUCAGCGCUCUGGCCCAGGACAGUCUCACCGCCACCUGUAACGGUGUCCGGGCCGGUGCUGAGCGUGGGCGGCGUGCUGCCGUGGGAGGCCCGCUCGGUAACGCCCCGCGCGUCGCCGCCGCCCCCGGCGCCGGAGUACCGGCCGCCGCCCCCAGGGCCCGUCGUGGCGGACAUCGAGCUCAACGGGCGGGCCAUCAAGGAGCGCCUCAUGGCCAGCCGCCUCCCUGAGAGCUGCGUAUGAUCGCCUCGCACAGCCGCGCACCGUCCCGAAACGCACGCCGCCUAACUCGGCGCUAGUACCUGGCCGCCACCUCAGCCUGUCAGCCCGAGUGACAGCGGUGAUUCGCCUCACGCGACUGUUGCUGCUGUCAGUUUCGCGAAGUUCAGCCUUAUAGACGCGGUCGUUCAGCGUACGUUGGACACAGUGGAUCUAUAACGAGCUGAAUCAGGAGUCAGCGCUGAUAUAAAAAUCCUUAACACACGAGGAAAUGUCUGAUACAUUGAUCUGUAUUUAAUAAUGGCAACAACUCCGAAGACGUUCUUCCACGCAGAAAGGUAUAAUUACCUCAGUUGAGCCACGGACUUUAAUACCCAAGCACGUACGGUUGUAAGUACUUUGGAAAGUAUAUUACUGCUCACUUAAGUGUUGUACGAUUAGUAUGCGAAGCUAUUCGUAAAAAUGUUCUGCAGAUCUUCAGUGUCUCGCAUGCAUAAUCUACAGCUAAACAUAACGAACUCGUUUUGAUUCUACUAUUUUCGAGUGUUAUUUCAUGGUGGAGACUUGGCAGUAUUGGAACUGAUCUUGGCUUAUCUUCUGCCCCUAUGAGUACUAGUUCAAUAGCGGUUAAAAACGCAGAUCUUUCUGGACUUAUUAAAAACUAUUCUUACAGUACCAUAUGGUCUUGGUUUUGAUCACAUGUAGUUAUAAGAGGAUCGUUCGAACGAUAUCACAGUUUUUUUCUGCCAAAUGUUCCCCAUGACGGGAAAAACGACUAAUAAAAUCUGGAGUGUAGUACAAUCACAUCAUGCUCGUAUGACAAAUGGUAAUUAUUUUGUUCUUUGAUAAGCUUGUUUUCAGUUUUGUAUUUGGCUUGUCAGAUUCGAUGCCGUCCACGAUUUCUUUGUUGUGCUAAUGUCGUCACCUCUGCAUACCAGACACAACCGGUAUCCUCCGUCAACAACCUCACACAUUCUACCAGAUACUUGCCACUUUGAUGUUUCUGUCUCUAACUCUUUCCUCUGACAGUAUAAGUAUUCCUGAAUGGCUCAGCAUUAAUUUUUCACUGCUUCUCGGAAGUAAUUCUCAAUACCCGAUUUUAUCGCGAAUAUUUUUUACUUCAUUUUAGAUUUGAUUUGUGUAUUAAUUUUUAGUAUGCUUGUGCAGCACCACUCACUACAUCUUCUUAAUUACCUCUUCUUCGAUUUUCGCACAAUCAGCGUUUCAUAU
This is a messenger RNA of Schistocerca gregaria, 3711 nucleotides long. RefSeq names its product nephrin-like. The record is from RefSeq and is a predicted model, not a curated record. Lineage: Eukaryota; Metazoa; Arthropoda; Insecta; Orthoptera; Acrididae. Gene Ontology annotation, molecular function: protein binding. The coding region runs from base 1 to 2505 and encodes 834 amino acids. The transcript has 15 exons.